GUGAUGAGUGAGGGCGGAGCGCGGAAGCAGGGUUGUGGGUGGUGUUGUUGAUGAGGGCGGGAAGGGAAAUGGCGAGGCCCCCGUCGGAUAUGAAGAAUAAGCGGAAGGAGGUGGAGGUGGAGGACGCCGGGGAAGUGGAGUCCGGAGGGGCCGAGAAGCGAAGUAAGCCUAAUGCUUUGAUUGAGCUCGGUGGGCGGGAGAGGGAUGAAGAUGAGACUAGCAGUAGUGGGGGUUCGUUGUUGAACACCGUUCAAAGGAUUUUGGAAGCUAGGAAACGCUUCCGGCCAUUGCCUGUGCUCAUGGGCGACAAGGUUGUGGAUCUCUCAGCGCUGCAUUCUCGAGUGAAUAGUAUGGGGGGAUACAGUAAGGUGACCGAGGCUGGGAUGUGGAGUGUGAUUUCGGAUGCUUUAGGAUUAGGGCUAGAAUGCGGACCAGGGUUGAAGCUGGUGUAUGUGAAAUAUUUGAAAGCAUUGGAGGCUGAUAAGUAUGUUAAAGUGGUGAAGAGCAUAUCCAGUUUGGAUGUGGCUCAACCCAGCAGUUCAGUGCGACCCAUUGGAUGCUGGGAGUCUGGGCCAACGAGCCGAGUUGCGGAACCAGGGUGUGAAAUGCAGGGAAAUGGGGAUAAUGGGGACUAUUUGCCUGAGGACUCGAUCGAGGGUCAUACAGUUACUCCGCAGCUUGCCCAUGGACAGCGGAAAGAAAGUGACAGCGGGAGUGAUAAUGCUGGGGCGGCAAUAUCAGAUGAAGAUGCCAUUGGGGAUCUACGAGUUAGACAUGAAAAUCAGCUGGAAUGUAGACAAUCACUCACGAGUGAGGAUUGGGCAACUACGUAUGCCUCAGGUGAACAUCUUGCUAGGAACUCCUAUGACAGGGGAGAUCAAGCUCAGGCGCUUAGAUCUGAUGAUGUUCCAGGUGCGAGCGAGGAUUGGUAUGAGGGAGAGAGAGAAGAAAAUAUCCUCCAUCAGCGGGAGGCCUUGUUUGGGAUGUUGGAGUGGAUAAAGCGAAUUGCCAUGAUUCCAGGGAACCCCCCAGCAGCGCUGGAAACAGAUAGUUCAGGGAAAAAUGACGAUUGGGUGAGUCAAUGCCAAAUGCUGACAGCCAAAGUGCGCUCUGUCCUUUGGAAGGAGCCUCGGGCUGGAGAUAGCUCCAUACAGGCAAAGCCAAUGCCUUCCCUGUAUUACGAUGAGCCAGUUCGACCGGAUGCCCAGGCUCUUGAGCGUUUACGAGCUACUCGAGAGCGACUGGCUCAUUAUGGGUUCCAGCCAGGCCUGGGAUCUAAUUGUAGAGGAGGAACGUCCUCGAAUCAGGACAGGAACGAUGCAUCCUACUGGGGAGCAUCGGGGGCUCAUGUCGGACAGCGCUCAGGCAGGCACUCGGUGAACUAUAGUGAAUCGGCAUUCGCUCGUUAUAACCAACAACGGAAAAAAAUUCCAAUUGGCCCGGAUUUUCAAGCGGACAUGGAUCGUUGGGUCCCACGAGAACUCUUGCACAGGAGUGGUGAUACUACUCAAGAUGAGUCUGGAGAAGGACCUAGUAGCAGCGAUGAGGAGGAUAACGACGAUAGAUGGCUUGGUUCACAAGUAUGGCCUCAGCCCUGCAGAGGGGGAAUAGACACUCCAUUGAGGGUAGGCAAAGGACGGCCAGCAUCUUGCGAUUGUCAUGAGCCUGGUUCUAUGAAUUGUGUGAGAUUGCAUAUCACUGCGGCGAGGGCUAAACUUAGGUGUGAUCUUGGGCAAGCUUUUAAUCGGAUGGGGUUUGAUCAGAUGGGAGAGUGUGUUGCCGAUCAAUGGAGUAAGGAUGACGAACACACGUUCCGAAUGAUUGCCAGGACACAUCCAGCGUCUAAGGGCAGAAAUUUUUGGGACUAUCUCCCGAAUGCCCUUCCUUUUAAAACGAGGAUGGAAUUGAAUAGCUAUUACUUCAACGUGUUUGUGUUGAGGCGGCGAGCUCUUCAAAACAGACUGGGCGAUAAAAUUGACAGUGACGAUGAUGAAGGAGAAUUAGGCGGUGAAUCCGACGAUAGUGUUUACGCAUCCACAGACGAUGACGAAGAGGAUGAGGAGGUGUAUGAUCUUAGCGACGGGGCGGAUGAUGGUGGAAGUGAAGGCAUACCGGACGCUUAUCCUCUGAAAGUUCUAGAUGAUGUAGAGAUGCGGAAAUUCAGAAAUGUUCCAGAUUAUCCCUUCAGUGCCGCGGAGGGGGUGGUCCAUCAUGGAGGUGAUAGAGUCCGAACAGGCUCGUUAGUUGUGGAUCUGGAAGAUGUAGUCAACUAUUGUACACACGACCAUGCUGAUUCCUCACAUGUUGUGUUAGUGUGGGAUGACAAGCACCUGGAGUCUUCGAAUUUAGUGCCGCAAGGAAGGCAUUGGGAGGAUCCUCACUGGGAUACUAGGGAUCACCAGCAGGGGAGUUCUGUUCUUGGUGAGGAUGUAUCUAGUAGACAGUUGUCCCCACCCACCGGGAAGGAAGGUACUCAACAGUCCUCUGGACUUGGGGACUUAUGGACCCAAAAUAUGGAGAUGGCUCCAAAGCAGGAGAAGGAUAGACUUCUCUCCACGAACGGAGUGAUCCUAGAACUCUUCGGUGAUGAUGUAAGAAACUAAGGCAAAGAUCUUGUGUUUCUCUAAAUUACCUGUAAUUUUCUAGAAAAAUCUGCCCUUAAGGCAACCGACAUAAUUUAAUCGAACGAAGCUCAGGAUUUCACUUUGAAACCGGAUUUUCGUAUCUAUUUUUUUUAAAUACUUUGUUUCUUUAC
Physcomitrium patens is the source of this 2755-nucleotide messenger RNA. Its product is annotated as AT-rich interactive domain-containing protein 2. NCBI's taxonomy places the organism in Eukaryota, Viridiplantae, Streptophyta, Bryopsida, Funariales, Funariaceae. The record is from RefSeq and is a predicted model, not a curated record. Gene Ontology annotation, molecular function: DNA binding.